GAAAAGAAUGGAGCUGUCCCAGCUACUCAAUGAGAUCAGGGCAAACUAUGAAAAGCUCCUCACCAGAAAUCAGAUAGAGACCGUGCUCUCAACAAGGAUCCAGUUGGAGGAAGAUCUAAGCAAAAAAAUGGACAAAGAUGAAGAGGCUUUAAAGGCGGCUCAAGCAGAACUCAAGGAAGCCCGACGCCAGUGGCAUCACCUGCAAGUGGAAAUUGAAUCUCUCCAUGCUGUGGAAAGGGGCCUUGAAAACUCCCUACACGCCAGUGAACAACAUUACCAGAUGCAGCUGCAAGACCUAGAGGCAGUGAUUGAAGGACUAGAAAAAGAGCUACAGGAAGUAAGGCGCGGCAUCGAAAAGCAGCUUCAAGAGCACGAGAUGCUCCUCAACACGAAGAUGAGGCUAGAACAAGAAAUCGCAACUUAUCGCCGCCUCCUGGAAAAGGAAGAAAUCAGAUAUUAUGGUUGCAUCCAAGGUGGGAAAAAAGAACAAAAACCUACCACAAGUAGAGUUGGUUUUGUUUUACCUUCAGCCAUUAUAAAUGAAAUAUCUUUUUCAACAAAAGUCCCACAGAAGUAUGAGAACGAAAAAGUGGAAACAGUGACCAAACAAGCAAUAUUAAAUGGAAAUGUCGUGAAAGAAAGCACUGAAGCUCAUGGCACUAUUCAGACAGAGAAAGUGGAUGAAGUUAUUAAAGAAUGGGAAGGUUCCUUCUUUAAAGAUAACCCUCGAUUAAGGAAAAAAUCUGUUUCUCUUCGAUUUGAUCUUCAUUUAGCAGCCACUGAUGAAGGGUGUUUACAGACUAAGCAGGAUAAUCUACCAGAUAUAGAAGUCAGGCUUAUCAUGAGAAGAUCAUGCAGUAUCCCCUCUAUCAAACCUCCAUCAGCAGCUAAUUAAUCCAAAGACAGUAUUUGACUUGAUGUGAAAAUGACAUUAGGUUGGACCAAGGUAGGCCUGCUGACCACCUUCUGUCCCAAAAUGUAAGUUACUAAGUAUGUAUGUUAUGACCAAUGUAUGACUCUUCAGAAAAAAAAAAGGGGGGGGGGACAAAGUGUCUCUGAAUCUAAUUAUAGCUGUAUUUUUUGGACAGAGGGAGUGUAAACUCAGAAAUUUAGUACAGUUUCUAUUUUAUUUAUUCUCCAAAUAGUCUUCUUUUUCCCUUGAAAUUUUUAUCAGAGACUGUAAGCAUUAAGAUGGUUUAGUUAAGCCUUUGAAAUUUCACUCAGUGUCUGAAAAUUCUAAGGAAAAUGGAAUAGUCUGUUUAAAUAUGACUGUAUUAUGUUAAGAACCACACUGAGUUAUUCAUCAUUAUUCCGUGACUGGUUAUAUCUAAAAAGAUUUUUCUACUUAAAAAAAGAAAGCAAUUAUAAAUGAACCUUUAACGAGUACUAUUCACUUAACCAAAUGUUUCCCUUUUGAGAUAAUAAUUUGCACAGGUAGAAAAAUAAAAGUUAUUUUCUGUAAGAUGUUUUGAGCAAACUAUAGAACACACCCCAGGGCUAAUUUGAUGAUUAAUCUUCAUCUGAAAGUUUUUUGUAAUCAUUAUCUGAUUUCCAGAGAGUUAACUUUAUUCUAAGAACUUUAAAGUUUGUGUCCUCCCCCACAAAAAAAUCAGAAGUCCAGCUGCACAAAAAGAACAUGAAAGCUAGUUACUCCAAUUACUAGAACAGUUAAUCCAACCUCUCACCAUCCCAACUUUUCCAUCUGUAAAGUUAAAUGUGAUUAAUUUGAGUCUCUGAUGCAAGCAUUAAAGAUACUCUAUAAAGUAUUAUAAAUAUUUCUUGCAAACAUUUAUGUGAAUUAAGAUAACAGUAUUGUUCAAACAUUUAUGUGAAUUAAGAUAACAGUAUUGUUAUCUAAGCUAAGAGUAUUUGCAGGAUUUAUGUUUUUAAAUUGUUCAAACUCUAAUAAAUAUGGAUAGAAAAUAUAUUUGUGAAUAAGUCAAGUACUGUUGCAAAGUUUUUUAAACAACCUAAUUUGUUUAAUACAGGUAUAUUUAAAGACCUUAAAUAAUAAAUACCUGUUUUAAAACAUUAGAAAUUUAUAGGCUAUCAAUUUUUUUCUAAGCAGAAAAAAACAUUCAGUACAACUCACCAUACUUUUUUCCCAGCUAAAGUAUCAUCUAAGGGCUACAGCUGUUAGCAUAUUAAUACAGCCUUUACAACUCUCCCUCUCUCUCUCUCUCUUCUUUCUUUCAACCAAAAAAAAAAAAAAAAGUAUAUUUUAACCAGAAGAAAAUUAUGUUAAAUAAUCUUUAACAUAAUACAGGGAAUCACAUUUAAAUUUUCUUUUGAUUACAUCAUAUUUCUUUUAGCCUGGCUUAUUCUGUUUAGUGAAAGGGAUGAUUUUGUUUUGUCAAGGAUACAACAGCAUGUUAAGUGCUUAUUCUUGCAUAAGCAUCUGACCUAAAAUACAUCCUACACAUAAAAAUGUUUUCAUUCAAUAUUAGUUAAAUGCUACUAACUUUAUUAAAGCUUUGGAAAUGCAAUCGUAUAAGCUAUUGUACUAAAGUUACUGUACUAAGUAACAGUAUCGUAAAUAAAGAAAUAUAUCUAGUGUAAUCUAUACGCAGUGUCGAAAACUUAGUACUGGGCAUCAUGAAUGUAACUGCUUGUUAUAGUAAUUCCACUAUGCAGCUAUUGUGUGUAUUACAUGUACAUUUUAAAAUACAGUACUUGAAUUUAUAACAGAGUUUUAUUUGCUUUGGGGCAUUUUAAAUUGGGAUAUGAAUUUACCAAAGUAAAUGAUACCACUACAAUAAAAAAAAAA
Molecule: messenger RNA, 2767 nt
Organism: Orcinus orca (killer whale)
Lineage: Eukaryota; Metazoa; Chordata; Mammalia; Artiodactyla; Delphinidae
Gene: KRT222
Product: keratin 222
Exons: 6
Coding region: 8-895 (295 amino acids)
Molecular function (GO): structural molecule activity
Source: RefSeq, a predicted model, not a curated record